AUGUCUUCGCCCACGUACAAGAACGUCAGACAAUGGACGAACGAGAAGCGAAUCAAGUUUACCGAAUUGGCUUCCCAAGACCCAAUGUAUCCUACACCUAAUUCCAACCAGCCACCCAUAGACCCAGGGGCCACCCCCACGGCCACCUACGCCAUCAUCGGAGCUGGACUCACCGGAUGCAGCGUCGCCCACACCAUGCUUCGCCACAGGUUCUUCGAGAAUGACACCAUCGUCGUCCUCGAAGCCCGAGAUGUGGCUAGCGGUGCAAGUGGGAUUACCCAUGGUCAGGUCGCACCAGCAACGGCAAUGGACUGGGGGGAACUGGUGCGAACAGUUGGGGUGCGGAAUGCUAACCAGGCGGUUGCGCUUUCGCACAAGAGUCUCGCACGUUUGGCCGAAGUCGUUUCGUGUCUUCGUGCAGAGGAUAAGGAGAAAGUCCAGUUUCGACCAGUUAAAAUUGUGACAAAUUUAAUGGCCCCCGAAGCCCGGGGUCUGUAUCGACGCUGGGGCCCUGCGUUUCAGAAGAUGUUUGCACACCUAGGUACUCAGUUUACGGAGAAGGAUGCCGGGGAGGCUGGGACUACGUAUCGAUUCCGGAUUCCGAGUACCUGGGGGGCUGUCGAGGGCCUGGGGGCAACCCUGAAUCCCAAAGCACUCGUCGUUGCUCUAUUUAACGACAUGUUGCGUGAGAACAAGGAGCGGUUCUCCGUCCAGACUCACACGGCUGUUCAAGAUAUCGAGUACAGUGCCGUUAACGUUCAGUUUCCGUACUUGGUGCGCACCAACCGCGGUUUUUUGCGGGUAUCUUCGGUGAUACACUGCUGCAAUGGCCAGGCGGCACAUCUUAACGUUAGACUACGAGGGAAACUCUUCCCUUUGAAUCAUCCCAUGUCCGUACAGGGACUGACACCCCUCCCGCCGGACAACUCCAGCGAGUACACCUGGAGGUUAGUCCAGAGGCCGACUGUUGACUACCAGACCGGCACAUUUACACCAGGCCAGUACUCGGUGGUUCAGGAUGGACCCUCCCACGCGUACUACCUUGCAGGAGGACCGCAAACUGUGUCUGGACUUUUACCCAUGAGCGGAGAAGAUGCCCUGCAAUUAUCAAAGAACGAUCACCGCGAGCAAAUUCACCGGCUUUUCAGACAGCCUGUCGAGAGACUGGAGGAUUGGGUUGAUCUUGCUACAUCAUCAGCCGAUGAACCAUCUGAUGGCACCUAUAGGGCAGAUUGCCAAUCGCUGUUAUCCAAAUGCGUGGGCUACACAGCCGACCUUCGGCCCCUUGUCGGGGUCAUCCCAGUGCCUAAUGCAUACGAGCGACACAAUCGGCAGUGGAUUGCUGCGGGCUGCAACGGCCGGGGACUGGACAAAUGCUGGAUGAUGGGCGAGAGUCUUGUGGCCAUGAUUGCCGGUGAAUUCGUCGACCAUCGCCUUCCGGAGUGCUAUCAUAUCAAUCGGGACCGACUGAACACAAUGCACGCCCCGGACUUUCUAAAUCGGCUGCUGCAGGUCGCUGCCUAUGAGGACCGGACACCGGUUGAGGAUUAUCUGACUGCUAAUUAG
This is a messenger RNA of Aspergillus puulaauensis, 1566 nucleotides long. RefSeq names its product NAD(P)/FAD-dependent oxidoreductase. The transcript has 2 exons. The record is from RefSeq and is a predicted model, not a curated record. Gene Ontology annotation, molecular function: oxidoreductase activity. The coding region runs from base 1 to 1566 and encodes 521 amino acids. NCBI's taxonomy places the organism in Eukaryota, Fungi, Ascomycota, Eurotiomycetes, Eurotiales, Aspergillaceae. Gene Ontology annotation, cellular component: cytoplasm.